This is a messenger RNA of Colletotrichum navitas, 799 nucleotides long. RefSeq lists its product as uncharacterized. NCBI's taxonomy places the organism in Eukaryota, Fungi, Ascomycota, Sordariomycetes, Glomerellales, Glomerellaceae. The transcript has a single exon. Bases 216 to 680 code for a protein of 154 amino acids. The record is from RefSeq and is a predicted model, not a curated record.
UCGUAAGGGGUUUCUGAUAGGGAAGUGCAUGGGGACGUUGACGUGUCGAACGACGGGCGGCGCACGGGUACAGAAGUGGUACGGCAUUCAACAUUGGGCCAAUAAAUUCCCUCACGGGCGGCAAAUAGAACAUCCUGCGUGAGAAAAUAAAAACAGUCUUAAACGUGUGACUGUGUUUGUGAUUUGGUGGAGCACGAACACAGGCUGUUCACCGAAUGCCCCUUUUCGCGCGUGCCGUCUUCUUGCAGUCGAGCCUCCCUAGUUCGGCAUUGAUCCACGAGAGUACGCCCGCGAAAUUUGCUUGUCUUCUCGAUAGGACUUUCCUCACAGCCUCCAGGGCCAGCCUGCGCGCGUUUGUUCGGGUCAGCUGGGUGUUCCGUGGGAUGGACCGGCGGAAGCUAAAGGGCUAUGCUACGUACCAUGUGACCUGCGUCUUCUCGACGACACAGGCGUACCCCGGGUAUUUCUCCCGUCUGGCCUUGCUGGUGAGAAGGACGAUGGCGAUGUUGAUGAUUUUGGCUACGGUCUCUGGAUAUGACGUGAGCGGGAUAAGAGAAAUGUUGAAGGGACGGGGGCUUACGCAUGAUCAAUCCCUUGCCAGGCCGUUUCCUCGCGGGCAAGCACCGCCAGUAAGCCCACAUCUUCUCGGCCGUUUCCACAAAGGCCUUGUGAAGGUUUGACGUGACGGUCUCAAGGGUGUUGUGUUUGGUGUCGUAGAACAUUAGGUGAGAUUGAAUCUUAAAGGCGUCUGCAUAAAUGUCAGCCAAGGCACGAUGGAGACACUCGAGCCAGCGUUGCA